AUGGAGGGUACUGCAAACUUGGUAGUGUAUCGCGACGGUGAGAUAAUACGUAAUACUCAUGAGGGAGUGAGGUUUGUGUGCCAGAAUCCAUUUUCGUUUGUGGUUCCAUGCACCAUGACAUUUAUGGAACUUCGGAAUGGUCUCUGUCAAAGCAUGGAGAACGGUACGUUAAUGAGAGUAAGCAGAAUUCUGUACCGUAAUCCGGUUGUAGUUUUUGGUGACCUAAUGCAGUUUGAUACCAUGCCAAUCACUGACGAAGUGACUAUGCAUAAUAUGUUUCAAAUUCACCGGCAGACUCAGAUGCGACAUCCCCAUAUUGAGCUGUAUGUUGAGUUUGAAACCGAAGUGGCGGAAGGGAUUGAAAAUGACUUAGAGGUGGAGGAUGAUAGAGCUGCAGUGUACGAGGAAAUGAAUAGUGACAGCGAAGAGGACUUCGAAGCCACUUAUGAAGUCGGCGACGAAGACGAGGAUGGUGAUGUGGGAGUUGAGACAGCAGCUGAUAAUGUAGUGGUUCACCCAUCGAUCAGUCAACCGAUGAACGUGCCACCUUUUAUGCGUGAGUUGGAUCUCGACGCCAUGCAUGCACCGGAGUUUCCGGAAUAUUCAAACAUAGGCGUUGCUGAUCCCGAGGACGGAGAGUUCCGCAUUGGAGUGGAAUACAGUUCUAGAAAGUCAGUCGUGGCAGCAAUUAGAAGUUACACUAUUGCUAGAGGAGUUGACUACGACGUGUAUGAGUCUGAGCCACAGACGUUCUAUGCAAAGUGCAAGAUGUAUGGGCGCGGGUGCGACUGGCUUAUCCGAGCCAGCUUGAUACGGAAAAAAGGGUAUUGGGAGAUACGCAGAUACAACGGUAGGCACACGUGCACGAUGGGAGUGAUUUCACAAGAUCAUGCCAAGUUGGACUCGGACACAGUGGCUGAGGCUAUAAGGCCAUUGGUCGAGACUGAUCCGUCCAUAAAGGUGAAAACUAUAAUAGCCGAAGUCCAGUCAAGGUUCAACUAUACCAUCAGUUACCGAAAGGCUUGGUUGGCAAAGCAGAAGUCCAUAGCGAAAGUUUUCGGUGAUUGGGAGGAGAGUUACCAAGCCUUGCCAUGGUGGCUCUCGGUUAUGAUUCAGAAGAUGCCUGGGUCAGUUGUCCAAAUAGAAACACGACCGCUGUUUAACGGGAAUGAGGAGGCGCAAGGGGUAAAAAUACUUCAUCGCGUAUUCUGGAGUUUCAAUCCAUGCGUUAGGGCAUUUAGGCAUUGCAAGCCCCUAGUUCAGGUAGAUGGAACACACCUAUAUGGAAAGUACAAAGGUACACUUCUGGUAGCUGUUGCACAGGAUGGGAACCAAAACAUUGUGCCUAUCGCUUUUGCCUUGGUGGAAGGGGAGACAGCUGAUGCGUGGCACUUCUUUCUAAGGAAUCUGCGAAUGCAUGUUGUCAGAAAAGAUGGUGUGGGUAUGAUCUCGGACCGGCAUGAGUCAAUUCGAGCAGCAGUAAAUCGUCUCAGCAGGUGGAAGGAUAUGUCUCGGUACAGGCGCAAUACACGGCAUUCGCUCCCACGCCCAAACAAACAACAGAUUAAGAGGGCCAUCCAUCUCCUUCGUAUCAUAUCGUGA
Molecule: messenger RNA, 1602 nt
Organism: Arachis duranensis
Lineage: Eukaryota; Viridiplantae; Streptophyta; Magnoliopsida; Fabales; Fabaceae
Exons: 2
Coding region: 1-1602 (533 amino acids)
Source: RefSeq, a predicted model, not a curated record